This is a messenger RNA of Haliotis rufescens (red abalone), 5192 nucleotides long. Its product is annotated as ankyrin-2-like. The record is from RefSeq and is a predicted model, not a curated record. The coding region runs from base 118 to 3849 and encodes 1243 amino acids. NCBI's taxonomy places the organism in Eukaryota, Metazoa, Mollusca, Gastropoda, Lepetellida, Haliotidae. Gene Ontology annotation, molecular function: protein binding. The transcript is spliced from 5 exons.
CCACAGUCCAAUCUUCACAUGCUGGGACUGGGCGUAGUUAGCAGCAAAUGCACAAUGGACCUGAAAGUGUCAACUUCAUCCCUGCAUGACAUAGUUGUUUGAAGAACUAAAGCAGAGAUGGCCAGUUCACGUGAUCUCACAAGUGUGUCCUUGAUACAGGAGGAGGAUGACCUUGAAGAGGAGACGAUGGAGCUCAUCCCCUCGGAAGGUAUUCCGCUGAACGCAGACUCAGGUGAUGCCCCAAGAGCCAUCACUGUCAUCAAGGCGCAGAACAUAUACAUUGGACCGACUGCUGCAGGAACAGUUGGUGAAGGUGAUGCCCCAAGAGCCAUCACUGGACCGACUGCUGCAGGAACAGUUGGUGAAGCUACUACCCUUGACCUUCAAAUACAUGAUGCUGAAGAAAUCUUUGUUGAAACGGAGAGCUUCAGGACUGUAAAACAAAAACUGAAGGAUUUUGGCCAUGUCACCAUCUGUGGUGCUUCAGGAGAAGGCAAAACUACAGCAGCUCUUGUGCUGGGUUCACAGUAUAGACAAAGGGGUUACAAACUCGCAUUUGUGGACAGAAUCAAAAAGUUUGACUUGGACAGCCUCUUGAGUUCAUCACCUAGAGUAUUUCUUAUCAUUGAUGAUAUGUUUGGUACUGUUGGACUAUCUACAGUUGUUUCACAGCUAAAAACAUUCCUCAAUAAGCUUGACAGACACUUAAAACACUGCAAAAGGCUACAAAAACAGCAAGCUAAAAAAGAAGUUGAACAUGAAAAUAAAACAAGUAGAGGUCCUGACCGACAACAACAGCCCACAAAGGAUAUUCGUGUUGUCUUCACAUCCAAGACAUACAACUUCCAUGAUGGACUUGCUAAGCUGCAGUAUGAAGGAUUCUCUCUGUUCAAGGGACCAACACUGGUGGAUUUAACAACUCAAGAGAGACACAGAUAUACUCAUGCAGAGAAGAAGGCUAUAUUUGAGCACCACAGGAAAAUACAUAAAGAAUAUUCUGAUGAAGACUGUGAAGAUAUACCUGACUUUGAACUGUGGGACAUAGAUCCAAAUAUGUUUGGAUUUCCUCUCAUUUGCAAACUUUGUUUUGAACUUUCAUCCUUUCAUCAAAAUACAAAGGACUUUUUCAAGAGACCACUGUUUUAUCUAAGGCUGGAACUCAAAAACAUGCUGGAGUCAAACAGUGAUCGCUCCGCCAUACUGGUUCUGAUGCUACUGUGUGAUGAUAAGUUAAAUUUGGCGGAAUUGGAAGCAGACGGCAAGGACCAGAAACUGGACAACAUGGUCAGAACUGUUUUAAAGUUGAUGCCAUCAGCAUCACGCUUAGGAAUGUACAAAGAAGCAAAGUGUCUUAGAGGAACAUUUUUUACACGUGGUGAUGCUAUUGGAUUUGCCCAUUCUUCCAUAUAUGAUGCUUGUGCUUGUUCGUUGUAUGACAUCAGUCCAACAUUUGUGCUGACUCACUGCAGUGACAACUUCAUAUAUGAGCGAGUGCAACCACAACCAGUAGAGGAAACCAAAAUCGAUGAUCAUCUCCACCUGAUAUAUGUCUCAGACCAGUAUUAUGAUAUCCUGACUACCAGACUUGCAGACUCAAUAAAGAAUGGGCGGUUUUCAAAAUCAGUGACACACCCCAUCCUCCGACACGAAAAGGUAGCUCUUCAGUUGCUUGAAAAGCUACAACCUGAUGGAUCCAUGGAUGACUGUUGGUUCCACAAGAGAGAUGAAGGGACAUGCUUUUUAUCUUGGGCUGUUUUAGGACACAGUCAAAAGUUUGUCCGAGAAAUAGAAAAGAGAACUGGAGGAGAAUUUACUCAAACAGAGAUCAGUGACGCCAUGGAAGAUUGUGUGAUCAACAACAACCUGACAGUAUUGAAGUGGCUUUUAUCCAGAAGUAAAAAUCCAGACAUUGAUUUAAUGAGCAGAUGGCUUUUGCUGGCUGCACCACAUGGGAGUUCUGAAACACUUGUUUAUCUGAUAGAAAAUGGUGCUGAUGUGUUUACUACUGAUGCAGACAAGAGAAACAUAAUACACUUAGCAUGCAUGACAGGGCAGAAGAAGACACUAAAGGUGUUGACAGAACACAACAUCAAACUCUUUGAUCAUGAAAAGAAGAAAGUUGUAAUCAACUCUUUUAAUGGUGAAGAGAUGACUCCACUCAUGAUUGCAGCACUCAUAGGAUCUCAUGAGUGCUAUCAGCUAUUGCAAUCAAUGUCUAACAAGAAAACCAAAUAUAAGAAUGAAGAUGACUUAAUUCACCUGGCCUGUGAGGGUGGUAACAGGGCUAUAGUACAACAUCUUGUGUCACCUUCUAAUAUGGAUACUAGAGGACGGAAUGGAUUUACACCAAUAAUGAUAGCAGCUGGCAAAGGACAUCAAAGUGUGUUUGAAGUCCUAGUAUCAAAGCAAGCUGACCAGACACAAGUAGCCAACAAUGGUGAUAGUUUACUUCAUCUUGCCUGUCAGGGUGGCAACAAGGCUAUAGUACAACAUCUUGUGUCACCUUCAAAUAUCAAUACUAGAGGACAGUAUGAAUGUACUCCAGUAAUGAUAGCAGCUUUCUUUGGACAUCAAAGUGUGUUUGAACUCCUAGUAUCAAACCAAGCUGACCAGACACCAGUAGCCAACAUUGGAGGUAGUUUACUUCAUGCUGCCUGUUUGGGUGGCAACAAGGCUAUAGUACAACAUCUUGUGUCACCUUCAAAUAUCAAUACUAGAGGACAGAAUGGAUGUACACCAAUAAUGAUGGCAGCUUUAAAAGGACAUCAAAGUGUGUUUAACCUCCUGGUAUCAAAGCAAGCUGACCUGACACUGGUGGACAACAAUGGUGAAAGUUUACUUCAUCUUGCCUGUCAGGGUGGUAACAAGGCUAUAGCACAACAUCUUGCCUCACCUUCUAAUAUCAAUGCUAGAGGGCAUAAUGGAUAUACACCAAUAAUGAUAGCAGCUGUCCUUGGACAUCAAAGUGUGUUUGACCUCCUAGUAUCAAAGCAAGCUGACCUGACACUGGUGAACAACGAUGGUGAUAGUUUACUUCAUGUUGCCUGUCAGGGUGGUAACAAGGCUAUAGCACAACAUCUUGUGUCACCAUCUAAUAUCAAUGCUAGAGGACAGAAUGGAUAUACACCAAUAAUGAUAGCAGCUUUCUUUGGACAUCAAAGUGUGUUUGACCUCCUGGUAUCAAAGCAAGCUGACCUGACACUGGUGAGCAACUAUGGUGAUAGUUUACUUCAUGUUGCCUGUGAGGGUGGUAACAAGGCUAUAGUACAAUAUCUUGUGUCACCUUCAAAUAUCAAUACUAGAGGACGGAAUGGAUUUACACCAAUAAUGAUAGCAGCUGUCAAAGGACAUCAAAGUGUGUUUGAUCUCCUGGUAUCAAAGCAAGCUGACCUGACACUGGUGAACAACAAUGGUGAUAGUUUACUUCAUGUUGCCUGUCAGGGUGGUAACAAGGCUAUAGCACAACAUCUUGUGUCACCUUCUAAUAUCAAUGCUAGAGGACAGAAUGGAUAUACACCCAUAAUGAUAGCAGCUUUGAAAGGACAUCAAAGUGUGUUUGACCUCCUAGUAUCAAAGCAAGCUGACCUGACACUGGUGAACAACAAUGGUGAUAGUUUACUUCAUGUUGCCUGUCAGGGUGGUAACAAGGCUAUAGUACAAUAUCUUGUGUCACCUACUAAUAUCGAUACUAGAGGACGGAAUGGAUUUACACCAAUAAUGAUAGCUGCUGUUUCUGGACAUCAAAGUGUGUUUGACCUCCUCAUAUCGAGGAAUGCUGACCUGACACACUGGAUAGCUGUCAUAAUAGUUCACUUCAUUUUGCCUGACAUACGGUCACGACAGCCAUAGUUUUAUAACUGUGUCACCUGCUAACAGAAACAUGAUGCACUUGUGCUGGUCAAUGGGUAUCUACUUCCAGGACGUGCCAGGACGUGUCGCGCCAUUGAGAACAUAAAAAGUCAAGAUGCCGUUGUUGCUGUUGUAUUUGUAGCAAUCACUGUAAGAAAUCUGUGAAUGGCCGGAAGAUCACUAUGCACAGAUUUCCUGCAGAUAUAUGACUGAGAAGGGUUUGGAUUCAAAGGUGCAAACUUGUCUGUUCCAACUUUAAAUAUUCAAGAAAUGACAGCACCAGAUUAUGCUCGGAACACUUUGAUGGACAGCAGGGACCGAGUAAACUUCAUCCUUUGCCAAACAAGACAUUCAAACGUUUGGUAAGUUUGGUAGGUAAAAAAAAUGUAUCUAACUUUAGACCUUGAUGUUAUUUCGUUUGCUCCAGUCAUUUUGGUGCAACCAAAGUGUUAUUGUUAAAGCAAGUUAUUCCAUUAGCAUGAUUAGGCUGUCCUACAACUUUAGGAGCCAACACCCACAUAUUGUACAUAAUUAUAUCAAGUACUGAGUUUAAUGUUUAAUAUUUCUUAUUUUAGUCAGGAUACAAUAAUGUAAAUUCCAAAUUAGAUUUAUACAUAAUUAUACACGGUAUUGUCUGGAACCACAUGCAAGACUGUUUUGGAUCACGGUAUUGUCUGGAACCACACGCAAGACUGUUUUGGAUCACAGUGUUGUCUGGAACGACAUGCCAGACAAUUUUGGAUCACGGUAUUGUCUGGAACCACAUGCAAGACUGUUUUGGAUCACGGUAUUGUCUCUUUACUCUUGUUCUUAAAUGAUAUUCAUUCACAUGAAAUGAAGUAUGGACAGAUUCAUGAAACAAAUGACUGAUGACAGUAUGUUUGAAAAUGUGCUUUGUUCAUAUAUUGUGCAGUACACCAGUUUGGAAAGCCCACACAAAGGGAGAUAAUUUACUGAAACUACUUUGUAGUGCCUUGUGGCAAGCUCAUGCUCUAUGCUUCAAGCUCUAUGUAUCCAUAUGUAAGUACCAAAUAGUUAUUUUUCAUAUGAUUUAUAUUCAUGCUUAUAAAACAUACUCUGAGCCUAAGUCCUAAAUGCUGCAAUAAGGACUUGACUUGAAUUUGUUACACUGAAUGGUCUAGAAAACUCAACAGUCAUAACCAUGUUGAAUAUUAAACUGUUAUAUUAAUGUCUCACUAGCUGUUCAACAGCAAUCCACAUUUAAAGGGGCACUGAUCUAACGCAAUUCCCCGGACUGGUUGUUGCCUUUGUUAUUGUUUUUUCCCCCGUGAGUACCCGGAUGAUACGCAACGCAACUGAGCGUGACCAGAGACUGGGCUACC